Vanrija pseudolonga is the source of this 756-nucleotide messenger RNA. RefSeq names its product 50S ribosomal protein L10 (gene rplJ). Gene Ontology annotation, cellular component: mitochondrial large ribosomal subunit. The record is from RefSeq and is a predicted model, not a curated record. Gene Ontology annotation, biological process: translation. NCBI's taxonomy places the organism in Eukaryota, Fungi, Basidiomycota, Tremellomycetes, Trichosporonales, Trichosporonaceae. Gene Ontology annotation, molecular function: structural constituent of ribosome. The coding region runs from base 1 to 756 and encodes 251 amino acids. The transcript has a single exon.
AUGCCGCCCCGGCCCUCGCUGCAAGCUGUCCGGCGGUACGCCACCGUGGCCGCCGACGCUACCGCCGCCGCCUCGUCGUCAUCGUCGGCGGCGCCCGCAGCUGCCGACGCCGCCCCGCGCACCUACACGGACCGCAAGGCGUUCCUGCACGGCUACUACGGCCACCUGCUCCGCCGCUCGCAGCUGCUCCUGCUGUUCACGCACGACAACCUCAGCGUCGCCGACUCGCGUGCACUGCGCGCCGCCAUCGCCGCCGUGCCCCUGCCCAAGUCGGCGGAAGAAGACGCUGCUGCCCCCGAGCGCGCAGCCCUCACGAUCGCAAGGACAGGUCUGCUCCGCAACGUUGUCGCUGCCGACGCCAGCAGCGCGGCCGCCGCCCUCGCCCCCCACUUGAACGGCCAGGCAGCCCUCCUCACCUCGCCCACCCUCUCGCCUAGGUACCUCUCUGGCGUCCUCGCCGCCAUUGAGCGGAGCCUGAAAAAGGUCCAGCGCUCAGAGGACAACGCCAAGCAGCCCGCCCUCAAGCUCGUCGCUGGCGUCCUCGAGGGCAACCGCGUCCUCACCCCCGAGGCCAUCAAGGACGUGUCCAAGCUCCCCGAGCUCGACCAGCUCCGCGCCCUGCUCGUCGGCCUGCUCGAGCAGCCCGGUCGCCAGCUCAUCGGUGUUCUGUCCCAGGCUGGUGGUGGCGCCCUCGUCCGCACACUGCAGGGACUGGAACAGGGCCUCAAGGACAAGGAGGAGCAGCCGUCGGCGUAG